This is a messenger RNA of Dicrocoelium dendriticum, 428 nucleotides long. The record is from the annotation of a GenBank genome assembly. NCBI's taxonomy places the organism in Eukaryota, Metazoa, Platyhelminthes, Trematoda, Plagiorchiida, Dicrocoeliidae.
GUUACAAAAUUCUCGAAUCAAUGAUGGAAAGUGAAGGACUUACGGAAGAGCAAAAACAAGCCAAACGCACGCUACAUGCAUUGAAAGAAAGUGAAUUCUUGAGGCUGAAGCGCGCCCGCCUCACUGUGGACGAUUUCAUCCCCCUUAAGAUUAUCGGCAAGGGGGCUUUCGGCGAGGUUCGCUUGGUUCAAAAGCAAGACAAUGGUUACAUAUAUGCCAUGAAAAUUCUUCACAAAGUUGAUAUGCUGCAAAAAGAUCAGCUUAGUCUGCAGAUUCAAACCAGGCAGCCUUUCUCUUCUGUGCGCAUCCAUUACAGAGUCUCAUUUCAUAUAAUGUUUGUGAAUGUGACGAAUCGCCAUUCUUCCGGUCAAGUUGAACUUCGCAGCUCUUCUUUAGAUCUGACUCUGUUUAAAGCAUCAGAGGCUUAA